This is a messenger RNA of Anoplopoma fimbria (sablefish), 2855 nucleotides long. RefSeq lists its product as uncharacterized. Bases 21 to 2477 code for a protein of 818 amino acids. The record is from RefSeq and is a predicted model, not a curated record. Gene Ontology annotation, cellular component: histone methyltransferase complex; transcription regulator complex; nucleus. Gene Ontology annotation, biological process: positive regulation of transcription by RNA polymerase II. The transcript has 6 exons. Lineage: Eukaryota; Metazoa; Chordata; Actinopteri; Perciformes; Anoplopomatidae.
CACCCCCGAAUCCAGUAUCUAUGCCGGCACAGGUGAGUGGGGCCAUGGAGGCGCAGCAGGCCCAGAGCCCCUUCCACGGGAUGCAAGGUAACGCCGCUGAGGGAAUCAGGGAAAGUCAGGGAAUGAUGACAGCGGAGCAGCGACAGAUACCUCAACCCCAGCCACAGCCUUUGAGGGAGUUAUCAGCUCCCAGAAUGGCAAGUCCCCGUUUCCCGUUGCCUCAGAAGCCUAAACCUGACGUGGAACUGCAGGCCAGCACAGUUGAUAGGAUCCCAGCGCAAACGCCCACUUUGCCGGACUCCGAGGCCUCGCCGACUCUCAGGGCAGCGCCAACCUCCCUGAACCAGUUGCUGGAUAACUCGGGUAACAAGCCUCCUCGGCCCGCGGAGAGUAAUACUGUUAGGGAUGUUAUUGUUAAGGACAGCCCCAAGUCUGCUUUGAAUCCAGAGAGGCCGCUCCAGAGUAAUUCCCAGAGCACAGAUAUGCCAGCUGCUGUUGCUACUACUACUGCUAUAAAUGUAUCGGAGGCUAAACCCAAACCUGCUGUCCCAAUCUCUACCAGCAGUCCCAGUUUGCAUCCCGCCUCAAUUUCCAGCUCGCACCCUAGCACUAACGUGACCUCUAAUACUACCCCCAGCCUUAGCCAGAACCCCAUCUCCAGUCUUGGUGGUCAUCCAAGUCCAAAUGUAAAUCCAAUGCCUACCGUCUGCCCCACCCUCAGUACUAACACAAAUGCCACCACAAGUGGAAGCCCCAACCCAGUCACUUCCAGUCAAAGCAGUCCCGCCUUGACUGUCAGUACCAGUUCUAACUCCAGCUCAGCUCCGAAACCAAGCCCCAGUCCUAAGCCUGUGACAAGUGUUCACUCUGUCAUACAGAUCCCUGCCUCUUCUAGCGCAAUUCCCCCAAAUCAGAUCACUGUGUUUGUCACCUCUAACCCCAUAACCUCUGCCCCUACUCCCCAGGCACCCACAUCUAUGGCCUCAACCAUGGUGGCUGUCCCCAACAAGAACAUUAGACCUCAGGACAUCCGGCAGCAGGCCCCUGUCCCCCGCCCUCCUCAGUUUAUCGCCGCCACCCCUGUCUUAUUCAACCCAAUUUUCCAGGUCCCAGGUGCAUCUGUGGCUCCCAAUACCACAAUGGUAUCACAGUCCGUCACCAUGGUGGGGCCCAUUCAAGUGUCCACUACAAACAUUCAACUUUCCCCUGCCCCAACCUCCACCCAGUCCUCUGUGGCUAACGUGACCAGCACUCAGCCUACCAGAAGUGCUGUUGGACAGGUCCAGAUUGCCACUAGUGUGUCCUCAUCGGUCCCAGUUGGUACUCCCACAGCCCCUCAACAGGUUAACUCUGGGGCUCCAAAAACAGAAAAUCUAGUUGAGGCGGUUCCUGCUCAGAAACCUAGUCCCCCAGUACGGCAGCCGUCUCCCCACCCAAGCCCUUCAGCAUCAGCUCCCUUUCAGGCACCCCUUGCGUCACCUCCUCUUUGCUCUAGUCCUGGGGCUGCUAACGCCAUCCGGAAGAGCCCCAUGUCGCCGCCCCCCACUGCCCAGGUGAAAGGUAAACCUGCACAGGCUGCUGCUGCUGUUUCUGGUACAGCUGACUCCCAGCAAAGUCCCGUAGAAAGGCCAGUGCAGGGGCCCACCGGAGCUGUACCACCACAGGUCUCUCCUCCUCCUGCUAGUCCUGCCAUCCAGACUGAAGCACUAGUUCCCCAUACUACUACUACUACUACUACUGUUGCUGCUGCUGCUGCUGCUGCUGCUGCUGCUUCGAACAAUAUUACUCCGCCUGCUGUCCCCUCUCCAACCCCAACUCCUGGCCAAGUGGCUGUUCCUACUCAGAUUAUCACCCAGGCUCCAGUGCCUGCAACAGUUUCAGUCUCAAGCCAGGCCCAGGCUGUAACUUCUCAAGCUCCUACAGUCACUGUAGUUAGUGCCACCACAGGUGUCUCGUCUGCUACUUUGCUCUCUACGGUUGCUCCCGUGCAAAGUCCUGUACCGUCCAUUGUUCCAGUUGUCCCUGGACCUGCUCUGGAGGUUGCCCCCACCACAUCUUCUCCAGUUGCAAACCCUGGCGGAGUUCCAGCAGCUCAGCCUAGUCCCCCAGCUGUGGAGCCCCCCAUGCUGCCAGCUGCUGUGUCUGCUGAAAUCACUGAGACCCCCCCAGUACCAAUUCAACAAGAUCCACCGUCCCAGGAACCUGCUGCCAGCGAGAAGACGGGUGAAGAGGUCUCCACGGGUUCGGAGCAGGGAUGGGCAAAGAAAAGAAAGACGCCCAUCAACUUAGUCCCAAGGGCUGCGGUGGAGAAGCCCAAGGGUCCGAGCAGACGCAGCUCCCGGGCAGAGAAGGAGGUGGAGGAGGAGCCAGUAGCAGACAGCGGCAUCAGGAAGCGAUCGGCCAGACCUGGAACCAGCGCCGCUGUGAAAGAAACUGGAGCGAGCCCCACCCAGGCCAAACGAAGGAAGUCUAAAUAGUCACAACAGCAGUUGUGUCAACCCUGUGAACCGUACUGUAAAUGUUUUUUGUUUUCCUGCUGUGAAUCCGUUAAUCGGUUUCUCUGUCCCCCCCCCCUACUCUAGAUUAUGAACUUUUCAAUGGAGGAAGAAACCAAUGUACAGAUUGUGUUUUAAAAAGAAUUAUGCUAUUGUCGUGUCCACGCUAUCAUGUGAGAUUGUAGUUAGAAUGUGUGCAAUACAGUAUGUUGUUUUUUGUGUGUGUGUGUGUGUGUGUGUGUGAAUGUGCUUUUUUUAAAUAUUAAAUGCUGGAUUAAUCACGUGAAGACUGACGAUGGAGCUUGUCAUGAUUGUAUAAUUAUGUUGUAAAACUGAAUUAAAUUUUCUACUGCUUUUUGU